Molecule: messenger RNA, 1549 nt
Organism: Capsella rubella
Lineage: Eukaryota; Viridiplantae; Streptophyta; Magnoliopsida; Brassicales; Brassicaceae
Product: aldose 1-epimerase
Exons: 6
Coding region: 1-1455 (484 amino acids)
Biological process (GO): glucose metabolic process; beta-D-galactose catabolic process via UDP-galactose, Leloir pathway
Molecular function (GO): aldose 1-epimerase activity; carbohydrate binding
Source: RefSeq, a predicted model, not a curated record
AUGGCGAGGGUUCCUAUGUUGUUAUGUUUGGUUCUAUUGGUGACAUUAGGAGUUGUGAUAAGUGUCUCGUUUGCCGACAACGUUGAAGUGAAAUCGCAACAUUUGGAGAGCAGUAAGAAAUAUAAGAAUCAUGUUGAACAUCAUAAUAGUAAACACACAGAGAAAGGAGGCGAAAAGGUAGGUGGUGAUCACCAUGCUGGUUCUGAUGCUGUCGAUGAAAACGAUAAGAAGGACAAAAAGAAAGGGCAUGAUCAGAAAGACAAUGUUGAUGAGAAGAAGAGUGCUGGUCAUGAUAAAGAUGGUGUUGCUGAUGAUGAUGAAAAGAAGCAUCAUCAGGAUAAAAUGAAGGAUGGACAGAAUGGUGAUGAUGUUGAUACGGAUGAUGAUACUGAUGAUGAUACCGAUGAUGAUACUGAUGAUGAAGAUGAAGUUGAUGGAGAUGACGAUGAGAAGGAGAAUAUCGGGUUAUACGAGCUCAAGAAAGGAAAUAUAACGAUCAAAUUCACAAAUUGGGGUGCUUCAAUCAUGUCUCUCAAUUUCCCUGACAAAAAUGGAAAAAUUGGCGAUAUUGUACUUGGCUACGACAGCGUCAAAAGCUACCAGACCGAUAAGGUCUAUUUUGGAGCGACCGUGGGCCGAGUAGCAAAUAGAAUAGGAAAGGCCCAAUUCAAAUUGAAUGGUAAAGAGUACAAGACAAGUGCCAACGAUGGCAAAAACACACUUCAUGGUGGGAAGAAAGGGUUUGGGGAUGUUGUGUGGGCAGUUACAAAACACAAGUAUGAUGGCAAGAAACCUCACAUUGUCUUCACGUACACAAGUCCUGAUGGCGAUCAAGGGUUUCCUGGAGAACUCAAUGUCACGGUGACAUAUACACUUGACAAAGACAAUGAAUUAAGUGUGGUGAUGGAGGCAAAAACUAAAGAUAAAGCAACUCCGGUGAACUUAGCUCAUCAUACUUAUUGGAAUCUUGGUGGUCAUAACGCUGGAGAUAUUUUGUCUGAAGAAAUCCAAAUCCUCGGCUCAAGUUAUACUCCCGUCGACGGUGAGCUCAUUCCCACCGGACAGAUCUCUCCGGUGAAAGGAACUCCUUACGACUUUCUCCAACUCCGUCCUAUAAAAGAUAAUAUUAAGGAUCUUAAAACAGGAUAUGAUAUAAAUUAUUGCUUAGAUGGUAAGGCGGAUAAGAUGAGGAAAAUAGUGGACCUUGUAGAUAAGAAAUCAGGGAGAAAAAUGGAGUUAACCGGGAACCAACCGGGUUUGCAAUUCUAUACCGGAGAAAUGUUAAAGGACAUCAAAGGGAAGAAUGGGGCUGUUUACCAAGCUUACGGAGGGUUAUGUUUAGAAACACAAAGUUAUCCUGACGCUUUAAACUAUCCGAAAUUUCCUUCACAGAUUGUUGAGCCAGGGAAGAAAUACAAACACACGAUGCUCUUCAAGUUUUCCAUUGUCUCGUAGAUUGUUUUAGAUUUUGGUACAUGGUUGGUUACCUUUGCUACCAUGUUUAAUGUUCAUGAGGAAGAAACUUAUUAUACUUUAAGUUUGUAAACAA